GGCAAAAGAAUAUUGAAAGUCAAAUCGCGAAAUGGACUCCGAAGAAGCUCGGUUAGCUAACCAGGAGAGAAUGCAACGAGGGGAGCUGUAUCACGCCUUUACUCCAGAUUUAAUUGCUGCUCGAUCCCGUUGCGCUAGAGCUUGUCGCCGAUUCAAUCACGCUGAAGACGUCCCCCGUCGACGUCUUGUAGAGCUUUGGAGAGAUAUUGUUCAGGAUAAAACCCCUCUCCCACCCCCAAAAGAGGAUCCCAUGGAAGAUGAAGCUCUCUUCGAGGAUGAACCUUGGAUAGAGGCACCUAUCCGAAUGGAUUACGGCUACAAUGUGAAAGUGGGGGAAGGCGUCUUUAUCAAUGCCAACUGCCACAUUAUCGACACUUGUCUAGUGACUAUUGGAGCACGGACGCUAUUCGGUCCUAAUGUGCACCUAUAUAGCGGAGUCCACCCUUUAGAUCCUUCUCUACGCAAUGGAACCAAAGGCCCUGAGUCAGGAAAGGAAAUCCACAUCGGGGAGGAUUGUUGGUUAGCCGGGAAUGUCACCGUUCUCCCGGGGGUGACGAUAGGGAAAGGUGCAACCAUUGGAGCGGCAAGUGUAGUCACCAAGGUACGAAUAUCUUGCCCUAUUUCCUUUUAUCUUAAAACCUUAUUGAGCUGAUGUAUGCAUGGAAUGGUUUAGGAU
Messenger RNA from Aspergillus alliaceus, 676 nucleotides. Its product is annotated as sugar O-acetyltransferase. Gene Ontology annotation, molecular function: acetyltransferase activity. The transcript is spliced from 2 exons. Bases 32 to 652 code for a protein of 206 amino acids. NCBI's taxonomy places the organism in Eukaryota, Fungi, Ascomycota, Eurotiomycetes, Eurotiales, Aspergillaceae. The record is from RefSeq and is a predicted model, not a curated record.